GGCCCUGCUCUGCCAUCUUUAUUUCUCUCCUUCUCUCUUUCUCCUCCCUCUCGCCCUCUUUCUCCUCCUCUCUGUUUCUCUCUCUCUCCUCUCUGUCAUUCUUCUUUUCUGAGUGGUGUGACACGGGUGUGUGCUGUGCCGUGUGUGUCCCAUGGCAUGUCCUUCGUCCUACACAGUGGUGAUCCUACCCCUGAAGAGCAGCUUCCACGCUCUGCAUCUCUUCCUCUGGGUGAAGCACAUGAGAGAGCUGGAGAGAGAGAAGGACUGUCUGUGGGCGGGUCUUGAGGUUCUGGAGCAGGCCCAGUGCUGGUACCACACUCUCCUGCAGACCAGGCCAAGGAACCAUGCUCUGGUGGAGACCAGGCCAAGGAACCACGCUCUGGUGGAGACCAGGACAAGGACAUCCGGUCUGGCUGACCAGGAUAUUAAGGGUUUGACUUCCUGUCUACAGAGGUCCUGCAUGCAGCGGGUGAACGGCUCCCUGGGAAGCCUGAUGAGUGAGCCCAAUGUCUCCACCGCCCCGCCCGCCCCGCCACUCACCUCCACAGACGGCGCCCUCCGCUGGAGCCUCACAGUACUGGGACAGGAGGUGAGUGAGAAGAACCAGCAUAUCUCCAGUCUGGAGCUGGAGAGGGACACACUGCUGCAACAGCUCCGGAGCCACAAGGCUGCUGACUAACACACACACACACACACUGAUACACACACACACACUGAUACACACACACGCACUAAUACACACACACUAUCAUACACACUCAGUCACACACACUCAACAUCGUCACACACAUGCACUCACACACAUUAAAACACAACUUAAUUCCCCUUUUUUCAAGGUUAAGUGAUGUCACACAAUUGAGCAAUGUUACACAAUAACAAACAUUGUUAUUUUAAUCACUGCUAUGUACUUUAUGUGAAGUCAAAAAAUGUAACCCUUGUAAAUAUGUUGAGAUGACUAUGAGAUCCUGUGUGUGAAACCAAGAUGGCCACUCUCUGAGGCCCCUCCUCUUCUGGGUUCUUCCAGACCAUCCUACAGGAAGUACUGUCACGACGCAGGAGGAAAUAAAACUGGUAAAAAAGA
This is a messenger RNA of Osmerus eperlanus (European smelt), 1081 nucleotides long. It is a transcript of the gene sapcd1, whose product is annotated as suppressor APC domain containing 1. The transcript is spliced from 4 exons. NCBI's taxonomy places the organism in Eukaryota, Metazoa, Chordata, Actinopteri, Osmeriformes, Osmeridae. The record is from RefSeq and is a predicted model, not a curated record. The coding region runs from base 152 to 679 and encodes 175 amino acids.